UCGGAAGUUCAGCAAGCACCACCUACCCUCUAGAUCAAGCCAACAUGCCUCCAACUGAUCAAACGCGAGCCAUUAUCCAUCGAAUAUUUAGCAAGGAACAUUCGUUGAUCCUCCGAGGCGAUGGACUACGCUGGAUUCAAGACAUGCUGUCUCACUACCGCGUCGCGCCUGCCGAUCUGGAAGACACACUCAACGUCUUGGCCAAUGAGUGCGAGAGUUACGUUUCAGCACGGGACAUAUCAACGGUUAUCGAUCAGAAUUUACUCCAGAAGGUUUACGAAAAAAUCUCGUCGAUGACCGCAGCACAACCGCAAGAAGCCGUUGAAGAUGCGGAUCAAAGCGAAAGCAGCCAUAUUUUAGAGCUACAAACGUUGAAAGUAAUCGAUGCAUUCUCUAUUCCUCGAUUGAGGUGGUCGGAGGAACGCAAGAUGUUCGAGGAGCCAACUGCAGAAGGAUCAAAACCAUCCUUACUGGGUCAACCUAUUAGCAAAAUUUCUUACCUCAGAGAUCGCUAUCACACUAUCCGACAAGUCAUCUUUCGAAAUGAGCAUUUCUCACCUCCAGCUGUCGCCGGUGCCUUAGGCGAAGCAGAACGUGAGGAAUACAUGAAGUUGACCAGCAGCAACAACCUCCUUGGUCGCGCAGGGCAGAGAUUUUUGUUGUUUGGAAGGAUAAGUCGCAUGAAAGACCAAUCUUAUUGUCUUGAAGAUUUGGAGGGUUGGGUGAAGCUGGACUUGUCAAUUGCCUCGGCUGCUGAAGGGCUGUUCACUGAAGGCUGUUUGGUAUUGGCGGAGGGAGAGUAUCAAUCCAAUGAAACAUUCAAGGUCCUGGAGAUCGGACAUCCUCCAUCGGAACAACGAGGGGCCACAAGGAAACUGUUUGCAAAUAUUGAUUUUUCUGGUGCCGGACCACUUUCCCUGGCUGAAGAAGCGCGUUUGAAAAAACGUGAGCAGAACAGCGAUUCCCAAUUUAUAGUAAUGUCCGAUUUCCACCUCGAUAACCCAAACGUUCUAGGUAACUUCGAACAAAUACUCCAAGGAUACCAAGAUGUUUUGAUCGAGUCGAAUAAUGUCGUCCGUCCACCUGCCUUAUGGAUUCUUUGUGGCAACUUUUCCCAAAAGCCAUUCAUAUUUGAUGGGCCAAAUAUCAGCUUCUACCAAAGUUUGUUUUCGAAGUUGGCAGUCAGCUUCUCCAAGUUCUCACUUGUCACUGAACAUAUACAUCUUAUCUUCGUUCCUGGGCCCAAUGACCCAUGGGACUCAACAAUGCUUCCUCGCCAGGCCCUUCCAGCAUCAAUUGUCAAACCUUUAUUGCACUCUACUAGCCAGAUUCCUUCAGGCCAUCUACAUUUUGGUUCCAACCCUUGCCGAAUCAGAUGGAUGUCUCAAGAAAUAGUCAUUUUCCGAGAGAACCUGGCUAGUAAAAUGUGCCGGAAUGUCAUCGAGGCGCUCAAAGAUCCCACAAUAGCUGCUGAUGAGGAAGACAUAGAUAUAACUAAAUUUUUGGUCCAAACCAUUCUAGAUCAAGCCCAUCUGUCGCCUUUUCCUAUCACUGUCAGUCCGGUACUCUGGGAGCACGAUCAAGCAUUAAGGCUAUAUCCUAUGCCUACAGCGUUGGUGUUGGCAGAUAGCUACCCCGCGUACACUCUCACAUAUGAGGGCUGCCAUGUAUUCAAUCCCGGAAGUUUUGGUAUAGGCUCUCGACCUGUAUGGGCAAACUAUCACGUCGCCACCCGGACUAGUGAACAGAGUGAACUGUCUGUAUGAAGAAGUCCCAUGAUUCACUUUUGUUAAUGGCUGGGUUUGGAUUUCAAAAUGUAAAUUAUUGACUCGUCUCUAUUGGAACACUUUGCCAAAAUGAUUGGGAAGGGAUGUAAAUAUCACAUGGCUAGAUGCUUUAUCACAUCACCUUACAUAUUAAACAGCCAUUUGAAACACCAUUAUCAUGGUUGAAAUUUAGUAAAAUCAAAUAUCUAAACUUGAGAAUACAUCAGCUCUCUGACCAAAUAUGAUUGCAUUCAUGGCAUUACAAC
Messenger RNA from Puccinia graminis f. sp. tritici CRL 75-36-700-3, 2032 nucleotides. RefSeq lists its product as uncharacterized. The record is from RefSeq and is a predicted model, not a curated record. Gene Ontology annotation, biological process: DNA-templated DNA replication; error-prone translesion synthesis. The coding region runs from base 45 to 1766 and encodes 573 amino acids. Gene Ontology annotation, cellular component: epsilon DNA polymerase complex. NCBI's taxonomy places the organism in Eukaryota, Fungi, Basidiomycota, Pucciniomycetes, Pucciniales, Pucciniaceae. The transcript is spliced from 10 exons. Gene Ontology annotation, molecular function: DNA binding.